AUGGUUAAAUUCGGAGAAUUGAGAAUUCAGCAAUUAAAAAAAGAACUGGAGGAGCGUAAUUUGCCGAUAAGCGGGCAAAAGGCGGAUCUGCAGGCACGAUUACGUGAAGCAAUGAAAGCGGAUGGAAUUAAUGUGGACGAGUUCGAAUUUAAUGGGCCAGAAACUUCUACAAAGGUAGAAGAAAAAGUAGAAGAACAACGAACAUCAUCAAGUGCAGACACGAACAUGCUGUUAGUGGCUAUUAAGCAAAUAAUAGCUGAAAAUACAUCACAAAUAGCAGAAAAUCGUCUGGCACAGCAAAUAGCUGAAAAUAUAUCACAAAUAACAGAAAAUGUAGUGCAAACAGAAAAUCGUUUGGCACAGCAAAUGACGCAAAUAGCUGAAAAUACAUCACAGUUAGAGUCUCGCCUUACACAACAGAUUACGGAAAAUACUACACAACUACAAAAACAAGUGCAAGAGAAAUUUUCAAAAUUUGAAGACGAAUUAAGCACUUUAAAAAAUGGCGAAGAAAAUUUAAAAUCAGAAGUUCUGCAAUUAAGUAAUCGUGUGCGAGAACUGCAACUACAUGGCCCUGCACCAUCAACAAAUAAUCAAAGAUUGAAGGCACCCACAUUCGAUGGAAGUAUUCCAUUUCAAAUUUUCAAACUUCAGUUUGAAAAGACAGCGAUGGCCAAUAACUGGAAUACAGCGGACAAAGUGGCGUCCUUGUUUGUAUCAUUGAAAGGGCCUGCGGCAGAAAUCCUUCAGACUAUUCCAGACUGUGAACGGGACAACUAUGAGGCAUUGAUGAGUGCGAUAGAAAGACGAUAUGGUAGUGAGCACCGGAAACAAAUAUACCAGAUCGAACUGCAAAAUAGGGGUCAGAAGAUGAACGAGUCAUUGCAAGAGUUUGCAACUGAAAUAGAACGACUGGCUCAUUUGGCAAAUGCAGAUGCACCUGUGGAUUACAUUGAGAGGGUAAAAAUCCAAUGUUUCAUAAAUGGAAUUCGUGAUGUGGACACCAAAUGCGCCACAUAUGCAUUGCCAAAAAGAACGUUUGCUGAAACGGUAUCGCACGCCCUCACACAGGAAACAGCUUCCCUACUAAGUAAACCAGCACACAAAGUACAAAGGGUUGAAAUGGAACAUCGGGCGCUGAUGGAAGAAAUGUUGAAGACUCUGAAGACAAUUGCUGCACAGCGAGUAAAUACAACAGGCAGAUGUUUCAACCGUGGAAAAGCGGGUCACUUUGCCCGAAAUUGCAAUAUAAAAGUAAACCCAUCAAAACGGAAACAACAAACGGAACAUCGAAAGGGGAUUCACCACAAAAAUGCGGAUGCAUUAUCACGUCGUAAGAAGGUAUAAUCGACGUGCGAUUACUGAAUAUAGAACCUGAAGAUGAUUGGACUCCUCACCGCAUCAGAAUCAAUCAGCUGGAGGACCCUGAUCUUGCAAAGCUGAUAAUAGCCAAAGAAAAUGGGGUACGACCACCAAAGGAACAAAUAAGUAACGAGAGUCCAAUAGCAAAAGCAUAUUGGGCACAAUGGGACAGCAUAAACCUCGUUAAUGGAUACCUUCAUCGUACCUGGGAAAGUGAAGAUGGCAAACAGUCUCGUCUGCUGAUCAUAGUACCGAAGCCCAUGAUCCCGAAAGUGUUGAAAGAAUAUCACAAUGGACCUAGUGGAGGGCACCUUGGAAUAACAAAAACUAUAGAGAAGAUUAAACAACGGUUCUACUGGAUCGGUUGUCGAGAUUCCAUAGCAGAAUGGAUAAGUAAUUGCGUAGAGUGCAUGGCAGCUAAAGGUCCUAAAGCCAAAAGUCGCGGUAGGCUACAACAGUACAACGUGAGAUCACCAUUUGAACGAGUCGCAAUGGAUGUUGCAGGUCCGUUCCCAACCAGUACGGCCGGAAACAAAUAUCUACUGAUUGUCAUGGACUAUUUCAGUAAAUGGCCAGAAGUAUAUGCCUUACCAAACCAAGAAGCGAAGACAGUAGCCGAAGCGUUUGUAGAAAAUUGGAUAACAAGGUUCGGAGUGCCCAUCGAAUUACACUCAGAUCAAGGCAGGAAUUUCGAAUCUUCCAUUUUCCAAGAAGUCUGUACAUUAUUGGGCAUCCACAAGACACGGACAACAGCGUUACACCCACAAUCAGAUGGGAUGGUAGAGAGAUUCAACCGAACGCUCGAGGAACAUCUGCGGAAAAUCGUUGAUAAAGAUCAACGGAAUUGGGACAAGUGCAUCCAGAUGUUCCUGCUGGCGUAUCGUUCAGAGAAGCACGAGACAACUGGAUACACGCCAGCAAAGAUUAUUUUCGGAUCUGAUCUGCGACUCCCUGCUGAUCUUAAGUUUGGAACGCUGUAAGAAAUGAUGGAGAUUAUUGUUCUGCCUUAAAGGAAGAAAUGAAUGAAUUGCAUCUAAUGGUAAGACAGCAUACGCAUCUGAUGAGCAAUAAGAUGAAGGAUCGGUCGACUUCUGUUCACCGCUGUCAACGCGAGAUAUCCCGGGUCUUGCCAUGAUUCUGGUAUUUGGACCACAUCUCCAACACGUAUGCACCUCACAAAUACCUAUAACACGCAAAGUGAUUCGUGGUUGUUAGGCGACCAAGGAUAUCCAUUGGAGCCAUGGCUGUUAACGCCAGUCGCUGAACCUUCAAACGCAAGGGAAGUGCGUUACAAUAAGUUGCACGCCAAAGCACGUAAUACCAUUGAGAAGGCCUUUGGUGUUUUGAAGUCACGAUUCCGGUGCCUCUCAAAACACCGCAUUCUUCAUUACAGCCCUGAAAAAGCGUCUUUGAUUAUUUACGCGUGUACAAUUCUUCACAACAUAUUACUGAAGCAUGGUGUGGCUGCAGACCUUGGCUUCGAAGAAGUUUUAGAAGAAUCACAAGACACCGAAAUUGUUUUCGAAAACCCCAAUUUUAGGGAGGGUGCUAGAGUAAGAGAACGUUACAUUAUGUCUUUAUAAUAUACAUAUGUAUGUACAUAUAUAUUUCCA
Bactrocera dorsalis (oriental fruit fly) is the source of this 2975-nucleotide messenger RNA. RefSeq lists its product as uncharacterized. The record is from RefSeq and is a predicted model, not a curated record. The coding region runs from base 1 to 1347 and encodes 448 amino acids. The transcript is spliced from 2 exons. NCBI's taxonomy places the organism in Eukaryota, Metazoa, Arthropoda, Insecta, Diptera, Tephritidae.